Lachancea thermotolerans CBS 6340 is the source of this 1659-nucleotide messenger RNA. RefSeq names its product Exo5p (gene EXO5). Gene Ontology annotation, biological process: interstrand cross-link repair. Gene Ontology annotation, molecular function: single-stranded DNA 5'-3' DNA exonuclease activity. The transcript has a single exon. Bases 1 to 1659 code for a protein of 552 amino acids. The record is from RefSeq and is a predicted model, not a curated record. Lineage: Eukaryota; Fungi; Ascomycota; Saccharomycetes; Saccharomycetales; Saccharomycetaceae. Gene Ontology annotation, cellular component: nucleus; mitochondrion.
AUGACACUCAAACGAUUCAGCCUGUUCGCUAGAAAUAUUCAUCUUCCAAAGAAGACAAACGCUGCUUCAGUGGAGAGCAAUGGAAGCUUAGCUCCGACCGAUGAGGAGCUAGAAGUUAUAAACAGCCUUCCGCCUUUUCAGCACGCGCUACAGCUAUCAAGCCAGAGCGCAACAAAGGCAAAAAGAUCAUAUCUGGAAACAAAGCUUCCGAAAGUCCAAAAGCUGUUCAAGAGCAGCAGAGACCCCGCUUAUCUUGCGUACGAUUUCCCUCAAGGUCUGUCAAAUCCAUAUGUUGACGCACAUGCGCGGCCCGUGACCAACCCAGUAACUGGCGAUACGAAGUACCGGGGUACCCCAAGGCUCUCGGUAACCAAGCUUCUUACAAAAAGGUGGUGUGAACUCCGUGAGACCUACGACAUCUAUUCCCGUAUCCCGAUUUUCGAGCACAGCCAAGUGAAGCAGGGACGCAAAGAGCACCAGAGACUUGAGGAAGAAGUUCAUGCACCACCAGCCAAUAUCGAAGAGUUUGAGGCAAACUUUGAAGUCGAUAUACCUGAUGACCCGUUUCACUCUCUCGUGGAGGACUGGUAUCUCUCAAUAGUGAGGCUUGUUACUCUUUUUCAGAAAGGCCAAGCCAGAGAAAUACUCUGUCACGGCUACUUGAGCUCGCGGACGAGCGGUUUCGUCCGUGGGAAGGUCAAAGAUGACAACGAUGUUUUGGUAAGCGGAAUCAUCGAUCACUUAAUAUUGAGGCAACGACGUGCCAAGAACAACGUUCCGUCAAGUCUAACUCAAGUGCUCAGCGAAAGCGUUGACAUUAAUUUGGCUCAGUUUUUAAACCUCCUUCCCUCUUUAGUUCAGCAGGCGAGCAAAGACUUUGAGAUUGUGGUGAGCGAUGUCAAAACAAGAUCUACCAAGACAAUCCCUCGGCAACAGACGGUAGUGAAGGCAUCCAAAAUGCAAGUAAUGUAUUAUCGUUUUCUGCUAGAAGACUUGGGGAGAGACGCCGAAACAACAUACCAGAAGUUGCUUAUCAACGCGCAGCGAAGGGGCUUUAAUGUUGACCAGCCUAUCAACCCUGCUAAAAUUAUAAACUUACUGGAGAUUGACCCCAUGAUAAGAGGUGACAUGGAGCGACUUCAAAGAGGCGACCAAUUAGGGUUCAAGCCCUUCGAUAGCGAAGCCGAAUUAAACACCUCGCAACCAGUCUACACUUUGGAAGAAUUUGACGAAAAAAUCACUGAUUUGCGUACAAGGCAGAAAUACGAGACAUUAUUCACAACAUGGAACACUCCAGUGACGCUACGUUAUUUUGCGGCGCGACUGGCCCUUAUGUAUGAGAAUGUGGGUCCAUUGUUGUCACAAAACUUAAUGAUUGAGUACUAUUGCGGAGACGUUAAUUUCCAUAAUAUCUCGUUUUCAUUUGACGCUGAAGAGCUUGAGCGCCAGAGUUUUGAUAGCGCCCAGUUUUGGUUUGGCAAGCGGGCUAUCGAGCCCAUAAAGCCUAACAUGAAGAACCUCCAGACAUACUGCAAGUACUGCGACUACGAGAGCGUAUGCCUUUGGAGAAAAGAGGGCAGACAGGCAUGCAAAACCCUGGGGCAAGAGCUGGUUCGCCUCUAUAACGGGAAUAGCCCUAAUGCAAUUACUCGUGAAUGA